GACUGUGAUAACUAAAACAACAAAUAUACACAAAUUUAAUGAAUUUAAAUACCUUGAUAUACGUUAAUCGACACAUUCAAGUUUAUAGAAGUGCAUUGAACUCAACAGCUUUACUGUAAAUAGCGAAAGAAACGUUUUAUUGCCAUCCGUGCGUAAAUCGCUAAUUGAAUACAUUUUGUGAGACGACAGUUAGCAAAAACAUAGGAUAUGGAAGUGCCAUUGGAAACUACUGAACAUGAAAUACCAGAGAUAAAAUAUGAAUAUCUGGAUCAUACAGCUGAUGUGCAACUGCAUGCAUGGGGUGACUCGUUGAAGGAAGCAUUCGAACAAUGUGGAAUGGCAAUGUUCGGAUAUAUGACUGAAUUGCCUACGGUAGAAAUUAAAAAUUGCUACCAGAUCACAACGGAGCCAACGGAUGAUGUAGAAAAUUUGAUGUUCCGUUUUCUUGACGAAUUACUGUUCCUUUUUUCGGCGGAGCCUUAUCUUAUAUGUAAAAAACUGGAGAUUACAAAGUUUGAUUUGGAGCAGUUUACAAUCGAAUGUAAAUGUUACGGCGAGGAAUUUGACCUGAAGAAGCAUCCCCAAGGAACAGAAGUGAAAGCAAUAACCUAUUCUGCAAUGCAAAUUUGCACAAAACCAGAACACGAUAAAAAUGAGGUAUUUGUUAUAAUCGAUAUAUAA
Molecule: messenger RNA, 681 nt
Organism: Anopheles nili
Lineage: Eukaryota; Metazoa; Arthropoda; Insecta; Diptera; Culicidae
Gene: Archease
Product: protein archease-like
Exons: 4
Coding region: 208-681 (157 amino acids)
Biological process (GO): tRNA splicing, via endonucleolytic cleavage and ligation
Cellular component (GO): tRNA-splicing ligase complex
Source: RefSeq, a predicted model, not a curated record